Molecule: messenger RNA, 306 nt
Organism: Gongylonema pulchrum
Lineage: Eukaryota; Metazoa; Nematoda; Chromadorea; Rhabditida; Gongylonematidae
Source: the annotation of a GenBank genome assembly
CUUGUCGAAGCUUCUGAUACUGGAUUAGAAGCGGUACUGGCACAUGAUGAACUGAGAAAAUUGAAUGAACAAAUUAAAAAAACAACAGCCGCGUUGCUGGCGCUUCCUGUUCCCACGUACCAGAAGGAGCAUGAUGAUUAUCUGGAAGCAAUUCGUAACAGUCAGAAGGAGCAAAAAGCGAUUGUUGAAUUAGCAGUUGAACGUCAACGAAAAGCACUAGUAAAUGAAGCCAGUGCCACUGCGAGCAGCGAUGUUGUGCUUAAUUCGCCCGAUAUAUCCAACACCACCGAGGUUAAUCUCGACUAA